UUUCGGGCAGUGCCACCGGUCCGAGGCCCGCCGACCCUCCCACCGCGCCGCCGGAGCCAUCAGGCAGAGCCACCGAUCCGAGGCCCACCGACCCUCCCACCGCGCGCCGCCAUGCCCUCCUCGCUGUGGCGCGUGCUCGUGCUGGCCGCGAGCGCCGCCGUCUGCUCGGCUAGCCCGACGGGCUCGGUUGGUCACACACUCCACCUGCACAUGACGCCGGCGGAGCUGCGUCACACGUUCUUCGUGUCGCGCCAUGAAGACGUGCCAGAGUACGACCUGUUCCACGUGCGCUCGGUGCGCAAACGAAGCGCAGACGGCCGCCACCGUCGCAGCGUGCAUGCGCGCGCCUUCGGCAACCGGAUCGACCUGGAUCUGGAGCCGAACCGUGAGAUCCACAACCGGAUCCGGCUGUUCUACGCGGACGCUGCCGACGGCGACGUGCGGAUCGAGCGCGUGCGCGGCGACACGGACAUGUUCGUGGGCGAGCCGUUCCAGGACGUCGGCAGCGACGCAGCGCUGCUCGUCGACCACGCGGCCGACGAGACUCUGCGCCUGAACGGCGUGGUGGCCGACAUGGUGAUCGCGCCGGCGCCGGCCCGCGUGCACGGACACUUCCCGGCGCCCAACGACGACGACAUGAUGCUAAUGGAGGGGGAGCUGGCCGACCUGCACGUGAUGAACGGCACGCGGCCGCGCGCGCGCCGCCGCCGCGCCGCCGCCGUCACGCACGGCCUGCACGUGAUCUUCCGGCGGCGCUACCAGCUGGGCGAGGCCGGCGCCGCGCCGCUCGACAUCACCAACGACCAGGCCAUGCUGGAGCCGGAGCCGGACUCGGAGGGAGCGGCGGAGUCGCACAGCCGGCGACGGCGCAACGCCAACGACCUCUACCCGGAGGUGCUAAUCAUCGUCGAUUACGACACGUACGCCGUGCACAACUACGACGCCAAGACUACCAAACGCUACCUCAUGACCUUCAUGAACGCGGUGGACCUGCGCUACAAGAAAGUAUCCUACCCAUCCAUCACCAUCAAGGUGGCCGGCAUCGUCAUCAGCAAGAGCAAGGAGGCAACACCGUACCUGGAGAGCAACCUGGUGGACGGGCAGUCGUUGGACGCUGUGUCGGCGCUAAGCUCCAUCGGCCGCUAUCUGUACAACGAGCACAGGCUGCCCAGCUAUGACGCCGCCCUGGUGAUAACCAAGCGUGAUAUGUGCUCGCGCAACGGCCACUGGGGCGGCUGCAACAAGGUGACCGCUGGCUACGCGUACGUUGGCGGUGGCUGCAGCAUCAGCAAGUACUUCCGAAAGAUCAACUCGGUGGCCCUGGUCGAGGACUCGGGCGGCUUCUCUGGAACGAUCGUGGCCACACACGAGCUGGGCCACCUGAUGGGUGCCGUGCACGACGGCUCACCGCCCGCCUCGUACGUCGGCGGGCCGGGCGCGCUCUCAUGCUCCUGGGAAGACGGCUACAUCAUGUCCGACCUGCGCCGCGACUACAAGGGCCUGCAGUGGUCCGUCUGUAGCCUGGACCAGUUCGGUCACUUCUCGAGUAGCCAGCGCUCCACCUGCAUGCGCAACUAUCCCUCCCAGCGGAGCGAGUUUUCCAGCACGGCCACCUCGCUGCCGGGGAAGCUCAUCAGCUUGGACGCGCAGUGCAAGCGAGACCGCGGCACAAGCGCCUGCUUCAAGGACCACCGCGUCUGCGCCGAGCUCUACUGCUUCGAGCCGUCCAGCGGCUACUGCGUGGCGUUCCGCCCGGCGGCCGAGGGCUCGUCCUGUGGCCAGGGUAUGCACUGCCGCAACGGCUUCUGCGAGCCCGAGUCGUACGUGUACUGAGACGGCGCGACCGUGGCGCCGCCUGGGCCGCCGGCCCGGCGUUGGGGGCGGCGCCCGCGCGCCGCCCUGUCUCCUCAGGUAUCUGAAGCGGCGCGCCGCUGCCGGCCGCAGACUAGCCCCCGCAGGCGGGCCUGCUGAGCUCUGAAGUGUGGCGUGUAGCGCUGCCGUCAACACGCUGGACGUGUGACAUGUAAACGCUGGGCGUUUGGCAGCACGUGUUGCUGCAGCAGAGUAGUUAACGGCAAUGGGUUCGCCGCUUAUAGGUUUAUAAUGGUUUAAGAUACCUCAGCCCAUCGAGUGCUAUACGCUGACGGAGUGCGUUGGACUGUUGCGUGCGUGGACAGUUGAGUGGGUGCAUAUUCAUUGUCAUGGUUGUGAUGGUUUUGCUACCAAAGGUAAAUAAUAUAUAGUGGCAAAGAACGUCACGUGUCUCUGAGUGGUCAUCAGGCAGUGAACA
Messenger RNA from Pollicipes pollicipes, 2290 nucleotides. RefSeq names its product A disintegrin and metalloproteinase with thrombospondin motifs 18. Bases 112 to 1833 code for a protein of 573 amino acids. Gene Ontology annotation, molecular function: metalloendopeptidase activity. Gene Ontology annotation, biological process: membrane protein ectodomain proteolysis. The transcript has a single exon. The record is from RefSeq and is a predicted model, not a curated record. NCBI's taxonomy places the organism in Eukaryota, Metazoa, Arthropoda, Thecostraca, Pollicipedomorpha, Pollicipedidae.